This is a messenger RNA of Lodderomyces parapsilosis, 1458 nucleotides long. It is a transcript of the gene FGR44, whose product is annotated as Fgr44p. Bases 1 to 1458 code for a protein of 485 amino acids. The record is from RefSeq and is a predicted model, not a curated record. NCBI's taxonomy places the organism in Eukaryota, Fungi, Ascomycota, Pichiomycetes, Serinales, Debaryomycetaceae. The transcript has a single exon. Gene Ontology annotation, molecular function: nucleic acid binding.
AUGACAGAUAUACCACAGUCUAUUAUCACUGCUUUAAGCAAGUAUCAAGAUAGACCGUUUAUCUUGUACCUUGAAAAAGACUUGAUAAAUUUCAUCAAAAAUUCUAUUUUAGGCAACAUUAAACAACCAGAGUAUGUGGUUCAAGCACAAUAUUUGAAAAACUCAUACUACAGGCUAUUGAGUCAUCAGCUAUGCCAGUACUACCAUCUACAGCAUUGGAAUAAUCAGGCAAGCGAAAUUGUUGUUACUCCAUCAGAAAAUUUUGAUUACUCGGCGUUUUUAUGCAAGAUUGAAGAUGAAUCAAGUGACUUUGUUAAAGUGGCCGAUGUUGCUCAUAAAUAUCAGCCUGUUCAUACACCACCUGAACCACUGCAUCAAAAUGGAUAUCACAACAUGAAUCAUUCUCAACGCAACCACCAUCACCAUCACUAUCAUUAUCACCGACAACACCGCCAACACGAUGAUUACAACAGCCAGGAUGCAUCUUCAUUCAAACCAAAGUUUAUUAUUGCCAAAAAGACUAUACUCAACAAGCCCACUACAUCUUCACUAUCAAGUGAAGCAGGUGAUCUUAAUACUAGCAUAGAGGGUGAAAUUUCCAAGUUAAAGAUUGAUGAAAAUGGAGAAUCCAACAGCGCACCACCAUCGGCAGGGUCGUCUGAUGUUUCACUCAACACUACGUCAUCAUCGGCUAUCGAAAGUCAAAGAGCAUCAAAAGAAGCAUUAUAUAAAAAAGUACGGGACGAAAUUUUUUUGAAAGGGGAAGAAGACCAAACAGGGGAAGAGGAUGAUACAGUUGAAGGAGUUGGUGAGACAGAGAAAGAUGGAGAAAGAAAAGAGAAAAAUGCAGGGGAAGAAGUGGAAGGAGAAAGAGACAGGGAUCAUGACAGCGACGCCAAGAAGGAGGUAGGGAGUGAGGAGACAAACUCCGAUAAAAGUUUUAGUUCUUCCAAAGGAAGGACAACUAGGCCAAAUUACCAGAAGAGCCGACAAUAUACCCCUGGUUAUAACAAAACCCAGCAUUAUUCGAUGCCAUACCAAUUGCCAAUGCAUAUGCAGUAUCCACAAAUGUAUCCCCCUCCUCAUCAGCACAAUGGAGCAUCGCCAACCAUUCCUCAAGGUACUACUCUUCCGGUGCUAUACAGCCCGUACUAUACCACUGCUCAACCUCCACUAGUGCCACAGGCAUAUGUUACUGGUACACCUGCGUAUGGUCCUCAAUUCCCCAAUGGCAGUGUUCUCUCUUAUGAUAAGGAGACAGAGAGACGAAUUUUGAACAAUCCAUAUAUCAUUUUACCGAGUGAUCUUGGCAACAACGAUCGAUCCAAAAAUGCCAAGCUGCAGCAGCAACAACAGCAACAACAACAGCCAUAUAAGUCAAAAAGAAUGUAUCAAAACGGUAACGGAAGUGGUGCAAGCAUAGGGAGAAGCACUUAUCCCAAGGGUCAGAAACCAUAA